AUGGCUCCCCAGGCAAAGAAAUCCGGCAAGCAGGCCAAGACGACGAAGAAGUUCGUCAUCAACGCCCAGCAGCCCGCUAGCGACAAGAUCUUCGAUACCGCCGCUUUCGAGAAGUUCCUCCAGGACAAGAUCAAGAUCGAUGGCCGCACUGGUAACCUCGGCGACACCAUUGUCAUCCAGCAGGCUGGCGAGGGCAAGAUCGAGAUCAUUGCCCACAAUGAGCUCUCUGGUCGAUACCUCAAGUACCUGACCAAGAAGUUCCUCAAGAAGAUGCAGCUCCGUGACUGGCUCCGUGUGGUCUCGACCUCCAAGGGAGUCUACGAGCUCAAGUUCUUCAACGUCGUUAACGACGAGGCUGAUGACGAUGAGGACUAG
This is a messenger RNA of Hypoxylon fragiforme, 375 nucleotides long. RefSeq names its product ribosomal protein L22e. The transcript has 4 exons. Gene Ontology annotation, molecular function: structural constituent of ribosome; RNA binding. Gene Ontology annotation, cellular component: ribosome. Gene Ontology annotation, biological process: cytoplasmic translation. The coding region runs from base 1 to 375 and encodes 124 amino acids. Lineage: Eukaryota; Fungi; Ascomycota; Sordariomycetes; Xylariales; Hypoxylaceae. The record is from RefSeq and is a predicted model, not a curated record.